Podospora pseudocomata is the source of this 1683-nucleotide messenger RNA. RefSeq lists its product as uncharacterized. NCBI's taxonomy places the organism in Eukaryota, Fungi, Ascomycota, Sordariomycetes, Sordariales, Podosporaceae. Gene Ontology annotation, molecular function: transcription coregulator activity; RNA polymerase binding. The transcript has a single exon. The record is from RefSeq and is a predicted model, not a curated record. Gene Ontology annotation, cellular component: nucleus. Bases 1 to 1683 code for a protein of 560 amino acids.
AUGCAGCCGCAGCCAGCGCUCAAGUCGACCUACAAGGCGCCUCCUCUUCCGCCAGGCUGGACUGAGCACAAAGCCCCGACGGGGCACACGUACUAUUACAAUGCCGAAACCAAAGAGUCCACCUACAAGCGGCCUGUCACGGCAGCAGCCCCUCCAACCGCGGCGUCCGCUAACCCGGCAUCGAGCUUUUGGCAACACCAAGCCGUACCCCAGAUAAACCUCUCCGAUCCCAAUGUCGCCAAUGCCUUCAUGUCACAGUAUGGCCAGCCACAGCAACAGCCAGGGCAACAGCGUGCUGGGCGUGGGCCGGGAGGCCGAGGCGGUUCCCACGCGCGACCAAAACCACAGCCCAUCGACAAGCCGCGAUCAAAGGUGGCUAUUCCCGGCCAUGAACCAUGGAUCCUCGUGUACACCAAAUACGGCCGCCGAUUUGCCUACAACUCGGCCAAGAAUGCCAGUUACUGGCGAAUUCCCGAGAAGCUCAUGCCCGCCAUUCUUGAGCUCGACAAGGCGCGCAUUCGCCAAAAGGCAGAGGGCAAAGCUUUGGAUACGCUUCAAGGCUCUGAAGGCCCGCCGGAAAAAACAGACGGCCCUGAAGAACAAGAGAAGGACUACGACAGUUCUGAAUACGAAGAAGUCGAAGUGACCGACAACGAGGAUGGCGGCGAUGGCCACGCCACGAAGCGCCAACGAACUGAGGAUCCCGACCAAAGCGGAAACAACGGGCCGGUCGAGUUUACCGAGGAAGACAUCGCUGCGCAGUUGGCCGCCAUGGGUGCUGACUAUGGAGAAGACUACGAGAUGGGCCAAGACUACGACGAUUAUGACCAUGGCGAGGCGGCCCCCCAGCUAUCCGACGACGACGCCCGCGAGCUUUUCAAAGACAUGCUGUCCGACUUCAACAUAAAUCCCUACAGCCCUUGGGAUACCUUGAUAGAGCAGGGCAGGAUCGUAGACGACCCCCGGUACACAGUCUUGCCCACUACAAAAGCCCGCAAGGAGGUCUGGGAGGAGUGGUCCAGAGUCACGAUUCAGGAGCUCAAGGAGCUGCGACAAAAGCAAGAGAAAAAGGACCCCCGUAUCGCCUACUUCGCCCUGCUGCAGGACAAGGCCACGCCAAAGCUCUACUGGGCCGAGUUCAAACGAAAAUAUAAGCGGGAGGACGCCAUGAAGGAUAUCAAAGUGGCUGACAAGGACAGGGAAAAGUGGUACCGGGAAUACAUCUCGCGGCUCAAACUUCCCCAGUCCACGCUGAAAUCCGACCUCAAGAAACUGCUCGAAUCGGUUCCCUUGUCGCAGCUCAACAACCGGUCUUCCGCCUCCUCCUUACCACCCGCCGUCUUGACGGAUCUUCGGUACUGGUCCCUCGAUACAAAGUCCAGAGAUGAAUUUGUGGAGGGUUACAUUGCUGGGCUGGGGCCUCCCCCUGACUCGGGCGCAGAGCAAGGGGCGGGAGAGGAUGAGGCGACGAAAAAGGCCAAGGAAGAAAGACGCAAGCGGGAAAGGGCGCUUCAGGACAGGGAGCGGGCGGUGCAGGAAGAAAAGCACAGGCAGGAAAAGAAGCUCCAGUUUGAGCGUGCCAGGCUGAGGGAAGAAGAACGGGAGCUUGAAAGGGCCAUGCAGGUGGGCAAAAAGGGGCUACAGAGCCAGCUUACGCCACAAGAGGGGGAGCGGUUCAUUUGA